AUGAAGAGAGAUAAUCAGAGUAGUGUGUCUGAAUUCAUCCUCCUGGGGCUCCCCAUCCAGCCAGAGGAGCAAGGCAUGCUCUAUGCCCUGUUCCUGGCCAUGUACCUGACCAUCGUGCUGGGGAACCUGCUCAUUAUCCUGGUCAUCAGGCUGGACUCUCACCUCCACACCCCCAUGUACUUCUUCCUCAGCCACUUGGCUUUCACUGACAUCUCUUUCUCAUCAGUCACAGCUCCAAAGAUGCUGAUGAAUAUGCUGACACAGAGUCAAUCCAUCUCCUAUUCUGGGUGUGUUUCCCAGGUAUAUUUUUUCUUAUUGUUUGGGUGUAUUGACAACUUCCUUCUUACCUCAAUGGCAUAUGACAGAUAUGUGGCUAUCUGUCAUCCCUUGCACUACACUACUAUCAUGAGUCAGAGCCUAUGUUUCCUGCUAGUAAUUGGGUCCUGGGUCUUUUCCUCUGCUAAUUCCCUAGUGCACACUGUCCUCCUAACCCGUCUUUCUUUCUUUAGAGACAACACUCUGCCCCACUUCUUCUGUGACCUCUCUGCCUUGCUUAAGUUGUCUGGUUCUGACACCACUAUUAAUGAAUUGGUUAUCCUCACUUUAGCUGUAGCAGUGAUCACUGUGCCAUUCAUAUGCAUUCUUGUCUCAUAUGGCCACAUUGGGGCCACCAUCCUGAAAACUCCUUCCAUCAAAGGACUCUGCAAAGCCCUUUCUACAUGUAGCUCUCACCUAUCCGUGGUUUCUUUGUACUAUGGAGCAAUUAUUGGGCUGUACUUUAUCCCCUCAUCCAAUAACACUAAUGACAAGGAUGUCACUGUGGCUGUGUUGUACACUCUGGUCACACCCAUGCUGAAUCCCUUUAUCUACAGCCUGAGGAACCAGGAUAUGAAAGGAGCUCUGGAAUAUAUCCUAAGAAGAACCUUUUCAAUGUGA
This is a messenger RNA of Castor canadensis (American beaver), 936 nucleotides long. RefSeq names its product olfactory receptor 1J21. Gene Ontology annotation, biological process: G protein-coupled receptor signaling pathway. Gene Ontology annotation, cellular component: membrane. Gene Ontology annotation, molecular function: olfactory receptor activity; G protein-coupled receptor activity. NCBI's taxonomy places the organism in Eukaryota, Metazoa, Chordata, Mammalia, Rodentia, Castoridae. The record is from RefSeq and is a predicted model, not a curated record.